This is a messenger RNA of Electrophorus electricus (electric eel), 1425 nucleotides long. It is a transcript of the gene stmn4l, whose product is annotated as stathmin-like 4, like. Gene Ontology annotation, biological process: neuron projection development; microtubule depolymerization; regulation of microtubule polymerization or depolymerization. The record is from RefSeq and is a predicted model, not a curated record. Lineage: Eukaryota; Metazoa; Chordata; Actinopteri; Gymnotiformes; Gymnotidae. Gene Ontology annotation, molecular function: tubulin binding. Gene Ontology annotation, cellular component: cytoplasm; neuron projection.
GCUGAUGCUGCCCCAGCAGAACAGCCAAACAGCAGCAGUCAGUCAGGCAGUCAGAGUGGAGGAGAGACUCAGACAAAACACCACAGCACCCAGCUGGAGCAGUAAAGACUGACACCCUGCAUACGUGACCAGGAAACGAAGAAACAUGACUCUAGCAGCCUACAAAGAGAAGAUGAGGGAGCUCCCCCUAGUGUCCCUUCUUUGUUCCUGUGUCCUUCCAGAACCUAAAGAGAAACCAACCAAAAAAACUCCACAAGGAGUCGUAGACCUGAACCUGUGCAUUAUCAAAGACAUGGAGGUGAUAGAACUGAACAAGCGCACGUCGGGUCAGGCCUUUGAAGUCAUCUUGAGACCUCCCUCAUUCGACGGGCAGCGUGAUUUCCAUCCCACCAUCCCUCCCCGCCGAGACCCCUCCCUGGAGGAGAUUCAGAAGAAACUAGACGCAGCGGAGGAGAGGAGAAAGUGUCAGGAAGCGGAACUACGGAAGCACUUGGCUGAGAAGAGAGAGCACGAGCGGGAAGUGGCUCAGAAAGCCCUGCACGAGCACCGCAACUUCAUCAGGACAGCCAAAGAGAAGCUCGAGCAAAGAAUGGAGAUCAAUAAGGAAAACCGAGAAGCUCACAUCGCCGCCAUGCUGGAUCGCCUGCAGGAGAAGGAAAAGCACGCUGAGGAGGUGAGGAGACACAAGGAGCAGAUGGAGUUGGACUGGCAGUAGAAUGGCAGUAGAAUGGCAGUAGAAUGGCAGUAGAAUGGCAGUAGAAUGACAGUAGAAUGGCAGUAGACAGAACCUGUGUUGUCAUUGUGUUACAUGGAGAACGUGUCCCAAAAUCAGGUCCUUGGCAAACAGUGUCUCGCGCCAGGGAAGAGGUUCGUGGUGACCUCCACAUGUGAUUUGGAAGCAACUCUCUGGCUUCCAAACACACUUACCCAAUGGCAUAAUUUCAGAGCAAGCGGGAAACUUCCUUUUUGUUUAAUAUAUUCGGUAGUUCAGUGACAGAAGCGCAGUUCAAAGCAAGAGCCUGUAGUUUAAUAAUAUGCAUAUAGGAGUUAGGGAGCACAGCUCCUAGCUUGUAGUAGUGGGUCGCUCUGCAUGGCUGAUUGGUGAAGGAAAGACAAACGCAGCAGCGUUGGACUGACCGUGCUGUGUGUUUGUGAUGUAAAACUGUGGAAUAGAUGUUUUUGUCCAUCUGUGAUGUGUGUAUCUGUAUGAUGUGUGCUUCCAGUGUUAUUGUUUAUAAGUGUCUUUGUUUUCACCACUUUACUGCUUAAUAAACAAACAAACAAACAAACAUGUAAGAAUGUAAAACAUUUGCUAGACACUAGAAGAACCUUUUCCUUCAUUUAAGAUGGCUGCCCCAAAGUGUGUAAUCAGUGUUUGUUAAUGCUUGCAUGCUGUCACUCAGCUGAUAAACUGUGUGAAAUCCG